Messenger RNA from Magallana angulata, 4294 nucleotides. RefSeq names its product helicase POLQ-like. The transcript is spliced from 20 exons. The record is from RefSeq and is a predicted model, not a curated record. Lineage: Eukaryota; Metazoa; Mollusca; Bivalvia; Ostreida; Ostreidae. Gene Ontology annotation, molecular function: nucleic acid binding; ATP binding. Bases 200 to 3586 code for a protein of 1128 amino acids.
CUCACUUCCGGUAAAUAAUCCAAUGGUUCGACAUUAUUUAUGAACAUGAAAUGAGCCCGCAAGAAUUCGAAGGCUCAAUAUAAUCACAAAUAUUUAAGAAGAUGAUUUAUCAGCUGUCAUACAAACCGUAGAUGCGCAUUUUGGUACAGUUGACGAAUUUUUGAGGAUUUCCGUUCCAUCUUGGGCCCAGUUCCUGGACAUGUCUAGCCCACUGACCAGCACUGGUCCACAGAGGAAAUUGCUGGGUGCCAGGAAACGAUGCUCCAAUGGCAGUGUUUAUGACCAGGAGGUGAGCCAGCCCUCCAAGUACUUUAGAGAAUCCGGUGUUGAUAGAUUAUCUAAAGAUGAGCGUAAGACAUCCAAGCCACCAGCAAGCAAUGCUAACCAUGGCAAGGAGGAAGGCUGUGAAUGGUUUGAAAACGCAUUCUGUAGUACCCGUAACAUAUCAAAGAGGAUUAUAUUACAGGAGAGCUCAUGUACAAAGAACUUGAUAACUGAGAAAGAAAAUCAGGAGAAUAUUGUUGAGAGACUGGAGGUUCAUACAGCAAACAAAAAGCUACAGUCACCAAGAAUAAAGAAAGAAGAUGAAGAUAGCAACUCACAGAAGGACGUCUUUGAAGAGAGUUUUCAAGACCUGGAUUUUCUAAGUCAUGUGGAAUCCAUCGAGAGUCAGAAUUCUGUGGAUUUUGCAGACACUGUGGCAGAAUCACCUGCUGAAGAUCUGGUAGUAGUAAAUAGACCUGAAGACAAUACUCAAUUAACAGUGGCUUCCAGUGAAACAGAGUCUCAUACAGCGGUUGAAAAAACAGUUGGAGGAAAACAGUCAAGUGAUUUAGAAAAAAAUGUAGAAAUUUCUUCAAACACUUUGAAAUUUGAAAAACAGUCAGACAAUGAUAGAUGUCAAGGAAAGGAUGUUGUUGACACACAUGUCAGUGAUGUUUUAGGGAGGACACCACAAACAGGAAAGGAAGAUGGCUUGGAGUCCAUUAGAGUCGGUUCAUUGAGAGAUCGGCUCAAGAGAAAACUGUUACAGAAUCUUGGAGCUCGAUCACCUGUCAGCCUGGCUCAAACGGUGGAAGAGGGCAGACAGAGUCGGAUAAAGGAGGUGGAAAGAGAGGCGGCCAUUUUACAGGAUGAAGGCUCCGUCGAUGAUAUAGGACCGUUUUAUGGUCUGCCAUCCAAAGUCCAGGAGCUGCUACAGAAGCAGAGGGGAAUCACGUCCUUGUAUGAGUGGCAGGAUAGAUGCCUCAAACUUCCCUCACUUCAAAAGGGAGGUAACCUGGUGUAUUCCCUUCCGACCAGCGGAGGAAAGACGUUGGUAGCCGAGGUGCUGAUUCUGAAGGAGUUGUUGUGUAAGAAAAGGGAUGCUCUGAUGAUUCUGCCUUUUGUGUCCAUUGUGCAGGAGAAGGUGAAAGGACUAGCCCAGCUGGCAGUGGAGCUAGACUUCCUAGUGGAGGAAUACGCAGGAAGUAGAGGGCGCUUCCCUCCAAUCAAGCACCGCCGGAGGUGUCUGUACAUAGCCACCAUAGAGAAGGCCCACUCCCUGGUCAACAGCCUGCUGGAGCAGGACAGACUGAACUCCCUGGGUCUGGUGGUCGUAGACGAGCUCCAUAUGAUUGGUGAAGGGAGGAGUAGAGGAGCUUGCCUAGAGGCAACACUGUUAAAAGUCCUCCAUGCCAGAGCUCCCACCCAGAUAAUAGGGAUGAGUGCAACUCUGAACAACAUCAGUGACUUGCUGUCCUUCCUGAAGGCCGAUAUCUUCUCCAGCGACUUCCGACCGGUGAAGCUUACAGAGUACGUCAAACUACAGGACAAUAUAUUUGAAGUACAGAAAGGUGUAACUCUACAAGACAGCUUGGAUCAUCAGAGGACCGUUACAUUUGAGUACAGUCCAGAGAUGGCAAAGGUAGACCCUGACCACCUGCUGGGACUUGUUACCGAGGUGAUUCCUCAGCACUCCUGUCUGAUCUUCUGCCCCACAAAGAAAAACUGUGAGAAUGUGGCCCUCAUGCUGAGUAAGCUGAUGGCCAAGCACAGAAGAGAGCUCAGUCAGGUCAGGAAACAGGAGAGGCGGGAUCUACUGAAGGAGCUUUACCAGGACGGAGAGCAGAGGAUGUGUCCCGUGCUUCAGCAUACCAUUCACUUCGGACUGGCGUACCAUCACAGCGGGCUGACCACAGAUGAACGCCAGCUGCUGGAGGCUGCGUAUACAGACGGCGUACUGUGUGUCCUGGCCUGUACCUCUACCCUGGCUGCUGGCGUUAAUUUACCGGCAAAAAGGGUAAUACUGCGUAAUCCAUACAUAGGUACACAGUUUCUCAACAGGAGUCAGUAUAAGCAGAUGAUUGGUCGAGCAGGGAGGGCGGGGAAAGACACGACCGGAGAGAGCAUCCUCAUUGUCAGUCCCAAGGACAGGUGCAAGGUGUGGGACAUCAUCAGUGGACCAGUAGAAAGCUGCUUCAGCAGUCUGACUUAUGACGAUGGAAAGGGAAUUAAAUCCUUGAUCCUCUCCUCCAUAGGCUUACAGAUAACCAGCACCACAAAGGCGGUGUUUGACAUGAUGAGUCAGACCCUGCUUUCCCUUCAGGCCUCCCAUUUGUCAUGUGACAUUGUUGCCAUGACGAAGGAUGCGCUUCAGCAGCUGAUUGACGAGGGAUUGGUUGUACAGAAGCGUUCAUUAUCCCAGGGCGAGGAGAUCUUCUGCCAUGACCCUUCUCUAGAGGUCACUCCCCUGGGGCGUGCCACGUUUAAAGGGUCCAUUGACCUGGAGUUCUCCACACAACUUUACACAGAUCUGAAGAAGGCGGAGGAGUCCCUGGUUCUGGCCAGCCACUUACACCUGCUGUUCCUUGUAACCCCCUACGAUCUGGUCAAGGACGUCAGACCGUCAUGGAUGACCUACUUCAAACAGAUCAGUCUGUUGACUCCAGUGGAGCUAAAGGUGGCUGAAUUAAUAGGUGUACCUGAAGCUUAUGUUGCUAAAAAGGCCUCUGGACAGGUGACUAGGCAGGUUGUGGAUGAGUUUGUUGUGAAGCGGUUCUAUCUGACUCUGAUGUUGUACGACCUAUGGAGACAGAAAUCCCUGUGGGAGGUGGCCGAGAAGUUUGACCAGCCCCGGGGGUUUAUACAGAACCUCCUGUCCAGCACGGCCAGCUUUGGUGCUUGUGUCUAUCACUUCUGUCAGGAGUUGGAGGAGUUCUGGGCCUAUCAGGAGUUAUUAGGGACGUUUGUCAAACGACUGGCAUACUGUGUGUCCGCUGAACUUCUGCCUCUGAUGGAGAUAUCUGGAGUUAAGCUGGGCCGAGCGCGGCAGCUGUACAGUGCAGGGUUCCACUCCACCGCCCAGGUAGCAGCCGCUGAACCAGAUACCCUUGUCAGGUCCAUUAAACAGAUCCCACGCAAAGUUGCCAGGCAGAUCGUGGCUUCCGCAAAGCUUCUGUUAAAUGAGAAGGCUGAGGCGCUGCUACAGGAAGUGGAAGACCUGGUGACUGUUCCAGUCGACCGAAUGACCUCACAGGGGUCCCCAAGGUCAUUGUCACAGCUAAAUGACAUGGAUAUUUUUUCUCAUUCUUUUUCAUCCCAGUGAGAAAGUUUUGAUUGCAGAAAAAUAAACCUUGUGCAUCUCUGUUUAAGGUGAUGUAAUUUUUGCAGCUCAUCUCAUUCAAUUAUUUAUGCUGAUAUCAGGGAUUCUUUUGACAAAAACAGAGUGCUAUAAAUAUAUUGGUUUUAUUCUUACAUGUAUCCUUGUCAAUGGUUAAAAAUCAAAUCAGCGAGAAAUCAAACACCUGACUGCAGUGUUGUAACUACAAAUGGUGCUAUAAGUCCUUUGCUCCAAAAUUUGUGAAAAAAAAUAUUUCAGUCCCAUGGACUAUAAAGAAAUCUCUGUUAGUGUGAGAUAGUGCAAUUAAACUGUUAUAUUUACAUGUUUUAUGUAGUGACAUGUAUUAGCAUUUUUCAAAGACUGUGAUAUUUUUUUAAUGUGUGUUAUAACAUUGCAACUGUAAACUUUUGACCAUAUACCUCAAUAGAGCUCAGUGAGUGUUGAGAGCUACUUCUAAAGAUCUUAUAUCUUCAGUGGAUCCUUGAAAAAGAUAACGAUGUGUUAACAUUAUAACAUGUUUAACUUUUGAUUCAUGAUUCAAUGACUUUUAGAAUGAGAUGUUUACAGGUUCUUGUAUAUUAGAUCUUAAAAUGAUUUUUGUUCUUCAUUGCAUAAUAUCUGAAUGACAAUUUUGUGAAAAAAAGCAAAAUCACUUCCAACAUAUGAUAUCAUUAAAAAUGUAUUCAAAUGUCA